AUGGGCACAAGUAAAAAACAAUCAAAUCGAUCCAGCUCAAUAUCACAAACACAGACAACACCCGUUUUGAUGAACAUGACUAGUCAAUAUGAAGAUGACAGCUACGAGUCAUAUAAAACUUUUUACGAAAAGAAUUUUCAAGAAUUGUCAUUCAUUGGGAAGGGCGGGUACGGCCCCGUGUAUAAAGUGGAGCAUAAAUUAGAUGGUGAUUAUUAUGCGAUCAAGAUUGUCGAUUGCCUUGCAAGUUAUGAUGAAAGUAAACGAAAAGCCAUAUUAAACGAGGUUAAAAGUUUAGCAAAGGUGCGCUCUAAAUACGUGGUAAAAUACUAUAACUCAUGGCUGGGAGACAGUCGGCUGUAUAUACAGAUGGAGUAUUGCCCGCAAAGUCUUCGCAAAGUAUUGACAGAAAAAGGGCUGGCAUUUGGCAGACAAUCGGCAGAAACAAUGAAUGCAUACGAGUAUUACAUUUCGUGCGAAAUAUUCACAGAACUCCUUAAUUGUGUACAAUAUUUGCAUGAAUUGAAGCCACAAAUAAUUCAUCGUGAUCUCAAACCAGAAAAUGUGUUAAUCGUAUAUAAUUUAAAUGUGACUAAUUUCAACCAAGGGCGAUUUAUUAAACUAGGAGAUUUUGGUUUGGCAACUGUGCAUGAUAGUAAAAUACAUUAUAGAACAAGUAACAAACACUCCGCUGAUGUUGGUGAUUUAAGGUACCAGGCACCAGAAGUUGUGCAUAAAAAAUACGGUCAUAAAUGCGAUAUUUAUAGUAUGGGAAAAAUUGGCGAAGAAAUAUUUGACUUAGACUUAAAUUCUAGGCAGGAGUGUUCGCAAGUAUUGUCUAAAUCUACCGAGUGGUCUAUUGAUAGGUUGGAAAUUGUAAGCCAGGGCUCGGAUUUAAGCGAACCAGAUAAAAAGGAACUUAUGACAAAAAUGUCUACAUUGACAAAAUUAAACUUGGACUUUGUAGUAAAAUAUUAUCACACCUGGUUUGAAAACAAUUAUCUAUACAUUCAAUCGGAUUAUUAUAAACAAACUCUGCGAUCAAUUAUUAUAGAUAAGGCCAUCGCAUUCGGUCGACAACCGAACGACUCGCUUAGUGUAUUUGAAUAUUACAUAUCGUGUGAAAUAUUCAAACAACUUUUACAGUGUGUUCAAUAUUUGCACGAAUCAAACCCACCGAUAAUUCACCUUAAUUUAAAACCUGAAAACAUAUUUAUUAGUCCAAGCGUUGAUAAUACUUGUAGUAUAAAAUUGAGUGAUUUUUGCCUUCCACUUGACAUGUCAGUCGAUAUGGGUUACAACAGUCAAACCUCUGUUGGGUUUACAUUAAAAUAUAAAGCACACGAAGUUUAUAUGGGCUUAACAAUUUACCAAUCAGACAUUUAUAGUCUAGCUAUUAUUGGAUCUGAGUUAUUUGGAAUUGAUCAUGAAAUCUUAUCUCCAAUAUCAGCAUGUCAAAUGAUUGAAUCAGAAUUUGAAACACCAAUACUAUGUAUAAAACACAUACUUGUGGAAAAUAUGUCAAAAUUUGAUUGGAAACAAAGACCUGAGUGUCGGGAAGUGUUGGCCAAAUAUAAUGAGUGGUCUAUCGAUAAAACCAUUAUAAAUAAUCAUAAAGAAUUCAAUGCAACACGAAAUAAAUUAAAGUCAAAUGACAACUCAUUAUAUUAUAAGUUGAUUUCGUGUGAAUCAGUAACUGAUGAGACAACUCAUAAUGAUUAUGACAAUUAUAAAAAGUGUAAAUCAAAUUAUGGUCGUAAAGACAUACAAUCGAUGAUCUCAUCAAAUAAUAAUUGGUAUAAUAAUGUAAACUUUCAAAAAGAUUAUGGGUUUAAUGAUAUGACAACUGCAAGCUUUUACGCAUCCCAGUUCAUCGAAAUAGCAAAAAUAGGUGUAGGCAGUUUUGGAUCAGUAUUUAAAGUAAAGCAUAAAUUGGAUGAUAAGAUAUAUGCCGUUAAAACAGUACAAUUUCCCGAUUCAAAUAAAGACAAACAACAGAGUAUUCUCCAAGAAGUUAAAAGUAUUGCAAAAAUUAACUCAACUUUUGUUGUAAAAUACAAUAAUUCAUGGAUUGAAGAUAAGCAGUUGUACAUUCAGAUGGAGUACUGCUCGCAAACACUUGGGUCUGUACUCAGAGAUAAACAACAAGUUUUUGGCAGAGAAUCGAUGGAAACCAUGAAUAUUUACGAGUAUUAUAUAUGCUGUGAAAUAUUUCGGGAACUUUUAGAAUGUGUUCGAUAUAUACACGAAUUAACCCCUUCAAUCAUUCACAGGGAUAUUAAACCCGACAAUAUAUUUAUUUUAUAUAAUAGCAAGAAAAAUAGCUUUCUAAAAUUAGGUGAUUUUGGUUUAGCCACUGAACACAAAACACAAUCGCAGAGUCACACUCUAGGGAUGGGAACACCACACUAUAUGGCACCCGAACACUUGUAUACAAAUAAAUAUAGCUUUAAAGUAGACAUUUACAGCGUUGGAAUUAUUGGUCUAAAAUUAUUUGAAAUGAACUUGAUGUAUGGACCAGGAAAAUCAUAA
Messenger RNA from Medioppia subpectinata, 2529 nucleotides. Lineage: Eukaryota; Metazoa; Arthropoda; Arachnida; Sarcoptiformes; Oppiidae. The record is from the annotation of a GenBank genome assembly.